Suhomyces tanzawaensis NRRL Y-17324 is the source of this 3708-nucleotide messenger RNA. It is a transcript of the gene PHO81, whose product is annotated as Pho81p. Gene Ontology annotation, molecular function: phosphoric diester hydrolase activity; protein binding. The transcript has a single exon. NCBI's taxonomy places the organism in Eukaryota, Fungi, Ascomycota, Pichiomycetes, Serinales, Debaryomycetaceae. The coding region runs from base 1 to 3708 and encodes 1235 amino acids. The record is from RefSeq and is a predicted model, not a curated record. Gene Ontology annotation, biological process: lipid metabolic process.
AUGAAGUUUGGUAAGUACCUCGCGUCGAGGCAGCUCCAGCUCCCAGAAUACUCGGGACACUUCAUUGACUACAAGGCAUUGAAGAAGUUAAUCAAACAGUUGGCCAUUCCCACCCGAGAUGAAGCCAAUCCUGCCACCCAGCUGGAAAUCCAGCAGAGACUCCAGGAGAACAAGGCCUCGUUCUUCUUCAGAGUGGAAAGAGAAUUGGACAAGGUCAAUUCGUUCUACUUGGAGAAACAGGCCAAUCUCGCCAUCAACUUGAACUUGUUGAUCAUGAAAAAAGACGAGUUGCUCAGAUACGACCAGCACCAGGGUCCCAACGGCCAGGUUGCCCUUCGAAACUCCAUUUCCUAUCUUAACUUGUACCAGAAUUUCAAAAAAAUCCACCAGGACCUCAUCAGAUUACAGCAAUUCAUCGAAUUGAAUGAAACUGGUUUCUCCAAGGUGGUUAAAAAGUGGGAUAAGAGAUCGAAGUCUCACACCAAGGAAUUGUUCAUACAAACUGCGGUCAGCGUUCAGCCAGUGUUCCACAAGAAUGAAAUCAAUGAGUUGAGUGACUUGGUUACCCUGAGCUUGUUCUAUUUGGAAUCUAUUAUGGAUGGUGAUUUUUCCUCCUUGGCUUACUCGGUCCAACCAGUCACUUCAGCCGUGCCAGCCACCGCAACAAUUGGAAAAGAUAUAGACUUACCCAUGCCUGAGGACUCUACUGUUCCACUCUCUAAGCCUGAUCUAACUAUUGUGACAACACCCACUACUACACAUAGGCCUUCCAUCAUUAAUCUUCAAAAUAAUGAGAUUGACGAACUCUACUCCUCUUUCGUCAAUAUUGCAACAACCAAGGAUCUUGAUCUUUCCUUGUUGUCUAGAUGGAUUGACAAGGUGUUAAAAAACUCGGAAUCAUCCAAUACUUCAAGUAAUGUCACAGAGCCAGCCAAGUUCGAUCCAUCUGUUAUUAGCAAACUUUCGAAGAUCUUCUUGCUUUCAAUUUCGAACCUCAAGAUCUCAGAUACCUUCUUGGAAUCAUUUCUAAAACUGAUCGACUAUCAGAUUGACUUCACAUAUGUCAGCGACGAUUUCAACAACAACAACAAAAAUGUGAUACAAGAGUGUUGUUCAAUUCCUCCACCUCCAUCGCAAUCAACGUCGGAAUCGCAUGUUGUAAUAAAUAAUGGUGUUAAAGUCAUUAACUCCUCAGAUUCAAUAAACCAUUCAAGAACUUUCAUUGUUGAGUAUAUCAUGAAAAACUUAUCGGCUGACUCUACAAAGGACUUGCUUAUUUGCAAAGAUUUCAAUGGCAGAAGUGGGUUACAUUAUGCCUCACAAAAUAACAGACUUGACUUAUUGGAAAUAAUCUUGCCUAACUUUCCAAAAUUGCAUCUAGAUGAUUUGGAUAACGAUUCCAUGUCUCCAUUAUUAUUGGCAAUCAAACAAGGUAAUUUCACCGUGAUUCAAAAAUUAGUUCAGUCUGGCAGUAAUUGCUUCCCCAAAUCAGAGGAAAGUAAAUUGCAAUACUUGCCUAUAAAUUUCACCUGUAAGUUUGGAGACUACAAAACUUUGGAAUAUUUAUUGUCACAUGCUACAUCAAAAGAGUUGAUAAACCAACAGGAUGUCGAAGGAUUAUUGCCAAUUCAUGUCGUUUCGCGUUCGGGCCAUUAUAAACUAAUCAAGUUGUUAAUCCAAUAUGGAGCAGAUCUAAAUAAGACUGAUGGGUUAAACAAAUGGACCCCAAUAUUUUAUUCUUCCCUUGAAGGACAUGUCAAGACGACACAGGAAUUGGUUAGAUACGGUGCGAAAGUGGAUUUGGUUGACCAAGAUGGAUAUAAUGUAUUAUACUAUUGUGUGAUUGAAGGCCAUAUUGAGGUUUUAAAUGAAUUAUUGAAAUACUCCAAUACUAUCUUAACCAAGAAGAACAGGGAAAAUGAAGUGAAACUGCUAGCAAGUGCUAAAUCUUCUCCUAUUGCUCGUGAUACAACUAUUCCUUCAAUCUUGGAUAAUGAUUAUGAUUCAGAGGAUAGUGGAAAUACCAACAAAGAUAUCAACGUUGACAAUAUACCUGAUUUCAAAUUACCUCCUCCGAUCUUACCCAUGAGAAGAUACGGUCAUAAUUUCUUGGAACAAAAGGUCCUUAUCGAAUUAAUAUUCCCUCCUGAUUCGCAAUUCGUCCAUUUGUUUGAUUCCACUAUUAGUGACUUGAAACCAGGUCGAUUAACUCUCACAUCUAAUAUUACUGAUAUUGUUCCAAGAAAUAUCUUGCUACCAUUAUCGCAAGAUACAAAUUCUACUUACAAUUGUGUUUUUCAAACUGAGGUGGACUCACUAAACGAUUUCAGAAUUGAUUUUGAGAUUUUUCCUAAGUUUGGUACGAGAUUAAUCGCCAAAACUACCGCAUUAUCAUUUUCUCAAAUCGAUACUUCUUCUCCAGAGAUAAAUUCGAUCCAGCUCCCAUUGUUCGAUUUAAGAUUGAGAAAUAUUGGUGAGUUGAAGUUCAACUAUCAAAUAAUUUUCCCAUUUUCUGGUACCCUUCUUGAGACUUCUAAGUUUGAUACUUAUUGGAAGUCCUCGACUUGUUUUGUGAAGAACAGGCAGACUUUGAAGUUGAACGCAGCAGGAGGCUUGUCGCCAAACAAUUUCUUAUCGCCCUCAUUGGUUAAUGGUGCAACCAACGGAACCACAAGUAAUAAUGGGGCUAGUGCAAUUCCUGCCUCUGAAUCCAGUGCAUCUUCUGUGGUCACAGCUACUUCUUUGUCAGGGGAGUAUCUUCGUAUCAAAAUAUGCUUGCUCAACGAUGGAACUCCAAUUGUCUGCCCUCAUUGGUCUAUUUCUAUCACUGAGGAUAUUGAUCUUUACUUGCCUAACUUAUCGUUAGAGCAACUUAGCUCUAUCACGAAUAAUCUAUUCGAUUACCAAAAGGUUAUUCAUGACCUUUCGAGGAUGACAUACAAGGAUAUUGGAUUGAUAAAGAAGUUGUUGCGAAUUAUCUUCCUUCCUCUAGACAUUCUUCUAGAAGUUUUGAGCGUUGACAUUAAUUUGAACUUGGAAUUAAUGUUCCCAUCAUUAUAUGAACUAGAGAAUUUACCGUUCAUAGGGAAUAUUCAACUGAAUUUGAAUAACUUCAUCGAUUUUACAUUAACUGAUGUGUUCAAUCAUAUCAGAAACUCAAAGAAAAAUCCAGUUGGAACUAAUGGUUCAAUUGCACCAGGAAAUGGCGGUCGUUCGAUAAUCUUUUUAUCAUCUAACUCACUCAUAUGUAAGAUACUCAACUGGAAGCAACCAAAUUUCCCGGUAUUUUUGAUUAUGAAUGGAAUCACCUACAAUUCUAGCAAGAGGUUGUUUGAGUCUAGGACUACAAAUGGCUUGUUGCUUGACGAUAUAAAGAAGAAGUCCAAUGUUGUUGAGGUGCUGAACAAGAACGCCGUGGAUACAAACUAUCAAGAAGUUACCAUAAGGUCGAUAAAAGAGGCGGUUGAGUUCACCAUCAGUAACAAUCUUAUAGGACUCAUUACCUCGAUUCAUUUAUUAGAUUUAGUUCCUAAACUAAUUCCCUUGAUAAGAUCCAGAGGACUCGUCUUGGUGGCUUCAAGUGACUUGAAUGAUGACAAUGAUAAUGAUGAAAUGAUUUCAAAGGAUUUGGAUUCCUAUACAAGAACUGAGAUAAAUGGAUUGCGUUUCGAUGACGUAUUAAGUUUCAAGGAGGAUAUUACUAUGUAA